AUCCAUGGCAGGAGUUAACAGGAAGAUAUCGGCUGCGUCAGCGAGGGCUCACACCAGAAAAUCAAAGCAAAAUAGCUCAUUUCAGCUUCCUUCAGCAUUUUCAGGAUUGUUUAAGAAAGUAUCAGUGGUCUUGUUGAUUGGGUUUCUGGCAUGGGCUUAUCAAGCCAUCCAAACUCCACCACCCAAGAUCUGUGGCUCUCCAGACGGUCCACCUGUUACCGCUCCUAGAAUUAGACUCAAGGAUGGAAGGCAUUUGGCCUACAGAGAGAACGGUGUCCCGAGAGCUAAGGCCAAGUAUAAGAUUAUCUGGGUUCAUGGCUUCGACUCUUGCAGACAUGACGUGAUGGAGCUAUCUCCGGAAAUAACUGAAGAAUUAGGCAUAUACUUGCUGUCCUUUGACAGAGCGGGUUAUGGCGAGAGUGAUCCCAAUCCAAAGCGAUCGGUGAAAAGUACAGCUCUGGAUAUAGAAGAGCUCGCUGAUAAGUUGGGACUGGGAUCCAAAUUCUACGUAAUUGGGUUUUCAAUGGGCGGCCAAGUGGUUUGGACCUGCCUCAAGUACAUUCCUCACAGGCUUGCAGGUGCUGCACUAGUUGCUCCGGUUGUCAAUUACUGGUGGCCUGGCUUGGCCACCAAUUUAACUGAAGAAUCUUAUAAACAACAACUACCGCAGGACCAAUGGUCACUAAGGGUUGCGCAUUAUACCCCAUGGCUGACCAACUGGUGGAACACUCAGAGAUGGUUUCCUGCUUUAAGUCUUUUAUCCCAUUCCACUGAGAUUCUCUCUCGCCAAGAUAAAGAGUGUAUACCCAAGUUUGCAAAGAGAACAAAGUACAUGGCACAGGUCAGGCAGCAAGGGGAAUUUGAAUCCCUGUUCCGUGACUUAAUCAUUGGCUUUGGAAAUUGGGAAUUUGAUCCAAUGAAACUAGAAAAUCCAUUUCCAGACAAUGAAGGUUCUGUCCAUUUAUGGCAGGGAGAUGAGGACAUGCUUGUACCGGUUACCCUGCAGCGCUAUAUUGCUGGAAAGCUCCCAUGGAUUCACUAUCAUGAGCUUCCAGGUUCAGGUCACUUGUUUUCUUGCAUAGAUGCUAUGAAUGAGGCCAUUGUAAAGGCACUAUUGCUUGGAGAGAAGUAGGCCACCAAAGAUGCAAUUCUCUUCUUCCCUCUCGCUUGGGACUGAAUUUUCUUCUAGUUAUAUCCAAUCUUUGUUUGACAAAUUUUGUUUUAAUCUUUAUGGCUUCUGCAAUCUUUUGUCGAAUGAGAAUAGGAUUUUGACCA
Molecule: messenger RNA, 1275 nt
Organism: Telopea speciosissima
Lineage: Eukaryota; Viridiplantae; Streptophyta; Magnoliopsida; Proteales; Proteaceae
Exons: 5
Coding region: 5-1132 (375 amino acids)
Source: RefSeq, a predicted model, not a curated record